AUGGCAUACCUACUAUUAUAUGUCGAUGAUAUUAUCUUGACCGCGUCCAACACCACUCUGUUGCAUCACUUUAUAAACUUGAUGUCUCAAGAAUUUGCAAUGAAAGAUCUUGGCCGUAUCCACCAGUUUCUUGGCAUUCAAGUUCAAUCUACAAAGGAUGGCUUGUUCUUAUCUCAACAGUCGUAUGCAGCCGACAUCCUUACACGGGCAAAUAUGCAACAUUGUAAACCAAGUACCACCCCAACAGACACAAACAACAAGCUUAGUGCCGACACCGGUGAAUUGUUAACCGACGGUUCUCUUUAUCGAAGCCUCGCUGAUACACUUCAAUAUUUAACAAUUACCCGACCCGACAUUGCAUACACGGUGCAACAAGUUUGCUUAUUUAUGCACGCCCCACACGAGCCACACUUUAACUUUCUUAAACGUAUAUUGCGGUAUCUAAAAGGCACCAUUGAUUAG
Molecule: messenger RNA, 462 nt
Organism: Helianthus annuus (common sunflower)
Lineage: Eukaryota; Viridiplantae; Streptophyta; Magnoliopsida; Asterales; Asteraceae
Exons: 1
Coding region: 1-462 (153 amino acids)
Source: RefSeq, a predicted model, not a curated record